UUUGUGCUACCUAAACGAUAGUUAUCGAUUGAUACCAAACGGAACAGCUGCUGGGAUCAUGAUACCUUCCCCCCGCGAUAACAAUAGCCACGCCGUCGCUGAAAUGGGCAGCCUAGGAAUCAAUACAAUACUUUUUCGUCAUUGAGGGAGGGUUGCUAUUGUAAACAAUGGACUUUAAAACUGAUGAAAGGAAGUGGAAUUCAGCAAAUACCCAAAUGUUGCUAUCCCUUUACAAUGAACGACAAGCUGAAUUCCGAGAUCCAAAGAGAAAGAUCAAGGAAGUCUGGGGCGAUAUGGUCGAGGCUCUACAAAGUGAGGGAAUGCUGGAUAUUGAUGCCGUUCAGCUGGAUCGGAAAUUCAGGAACCUGAAGAAAACCUACUACUGUAUAAGGAACAAGCACUUGGCCAAGGGUCCGCAGUUCCAUCCGAACUGGCAGUUCUACGACCAGAUGUCGGCGAUUCUGAAAGAUGACCCCAUCCCGUCGCAGCCUCUUAGCAUGGAUAAUUUCUCGGCGAUGAGAACAUUCCUGUGCGACGGCGACGAUGAUACGGCGGACAAUAUGGUAAUCAGCGAUACGCAGGAUGGCAGGGUGGUAUCCUUGGGCACUGUUCAAAAAGUCAUUCCCGGCCAGGUUCGUCAAUACCGCAAACGAAAGUCGGCGGAUGCCGGCCGACUGGGGAUGCAGAAAAUCCGAAAUUUGCAAGCGGCGGAACCACCAAGAGAAUUGGAUCACAUCACGGUCUUUAAUGCCGCAGAGCCCGAAAUGAACGAUUCGGGGGCCAAGGAUGAUGAGCUGUCCAUCGGCAGCAUGGAGGAGGCCUUAAGGCACCUGAGAGCCCUUCAGGAAUACGCCAUGAUCCAGGACAAUUUUCGUGCCAUCGGAUUGCUCAUGCAGGCGGAAAAUGCCAUUAAAUAUCCGCCCAAGAGCAACGAUUUCGAAGAGGAUCAAACGUAGUUUUUCCAUAGAUAACCAUAAAAACUAGCUAGUACAGGAAAAAUAUAUUUAAUUAAUUUUAUUUCAGUAAUGUGUUUGUAUUGAGGUUUUAAAACGAAUUUAUAUCGGUAAAGAAUGGCCAUAGUAAAAUGGUUUAAUAUGAGUA
Molecule: messenger RNA, 1101 nt
Organism: Drosophila gunungcola (fruit fly)
Lineage: Eukaryota; Metazoa; Arthropoda; Insecta; Diptera; Drosophilidae
Exons: 2
Coding region: 168-956 (262 amino acids)
Source: RefSeq, a predicted model, not a curated record